Molecule: messenger RNA, 4380 nt
Organism: Tachysurus fulvidraco (yellow catfish)
Lineage: Eukaryota; Metazoa; Chordata; Actinopteri; Siluriformes; Bagridae
Gene: slc17a9b
Product: solute carrier family 17 member 9b
Exons: 13
Coding region: 661-2052 (463 amino acids)
Biological process (GO): transmembrane transport
Cellular component (GO): membrane
Molecular function (GO): transmembrane transporter activity
Source: RefSeq, a predicted model, not a curated record
CUACAGAUUAUUAUGUAUAUAUGAGCAUCUCGGCUACACCCAACCUCCAGGGCGCGGAUAAACACACACACAAAACCCAGAUGCUACAGCGAAUGCAGUACAUCCGCUGAUCACAUCCGUGUGCCUUAAACCACAGCAGUCUGUUUUCUGUCUUAAAGGGAGCGACGUGGUCUAGUGUUGAAGGUUAGUUCAGAUCCCAGUGUCGCGUUUUAGGGUUUAAACAUCAGCGAUCUGGAUUACGAAUAAACCCAGAAUAAGAAAUAUACAACUUUUAUCGAUCUAAACUGAUGGUGUUGCGUUUGUCAGAGCCGCCGUCUGAUUGUUUUGGUCAAAAGGGGCUGAGUCACGUUACUUCCUGGUUGAAGCGCACAGAGGGGAUGGAGUGACUGCGUGGCUAAAAGAGAGACGGAGAGAGAAAAAAAAAUCGCGUACACGUGGAUUAUUAGGAAAGGCGUCUCAGUUGGUGGACACCAAACCGCCCAAGUGUGUUUAUUUCUCCGGCUCAGCUCUCAUCUCAUCUGUGCAGCCUGUCAGAGAUGAUGUUACUGAGAUAUAACGGCGACCCUGAGACUUUAACGCCGUUUGGUUUUCUCGCGUUGAUCGACUGAACUCAGACCUCAGGAAAUAAGGCACAGAAAAGCAAAGACGACUUCUUAUUGAAUGGCAAUUCUACAAAAACAUAGCAAGAACUCCAGUCCAGACCUGGCCAGUGUUAAAGACGGUUCUGCAGAUCAUUUUGAAGCAGUUGGACACCAGAAAAAAUGUCCUGAGUCAAAUCAGUGUUGGUCCAGGCCUGUAGCACGGAUCUGGACGGUGGUGCUGCUGUUGGGGACAUGUCUCUUGUACUGCGCCCGUGUGGCCAUGCCCAUCUGUGCCGUGAGCAUGGCCGAGCGCUUCAGCUGGUCCAAGAGGGAGUCAGGAAUGGUGCUGGGCAGCUUCUUCUGGGGCUACUGCUUCACUCAGGUCCUCGGCGGCUACAUCAGUGACAGGGUUGGAGGAGAAAAAGUGAUGUUGCUGUCUGCUGCAGCAUGGGGAGCCAUGACCGCGUUCACGCCCAUCCUGGCCCACUUCUGCUCUCAGCCCAUCGUCUCCAUGACCGUGUCCCGCUUUCUCAUGGGCCUCCUGCAAGGUGUUCAUUACCCUUCUCUGGCUAGUCUGUGCUCCCAGAAAGUGGUGGAGAGUGAGCGCGGUUUCCUCAUGAGCACUGUAGGGAGCGGCUCAUAUCUGGGGACAUUAGUGAUUGGAGGAAUAGGCUCACUCAUGCUGGACCUGUACGGUUGGGAGAGUGUGUUCUACAUCUCCGGCCUCCUGUCAGUGCUUUGGGCUUACUGUAUGUGGAAAUACCUUCUGAAGGGAGAAGGUCCCAUCAUUACACUAGAAUCACUGGGCAGCGCUGGAACCCAGUCCAAAUUGUCCCGAAGAAACUGGCUUCGUCUCUUCAAACAACCAGCUGUGUGUGCGGUCAUUAUUACACACCUGUGCACUGCUAGCACCUUCUUCACUUUGUUGUCGUGGCUGCCGACUUUUUUUAAGGACACCUUCCCUGAUUCCAAGGGUUGGAUCUUUAAUGUGAUCCCGUGGCUUGUGGCCAUUCCCUCCUCGCUGUUCAGUGGCUGCCUGUCCGAUCACCUGAUCAGCCAAGGGUUUGAUAUCGCUUCAGUGAGAAAGUUAAUGCAGUUCUUUUCUAUGGGUGUAUCCAGUGUGUUCACACUGUUUCUAUGUGGCACCACUACCUUCCCCAUGGCUGUGGCCUUUGUGUCUGCUACUAUGGGCCUGACCACCUUCAGUCACAGUGGUGUUUCAGUUAACGUCCAGGAUCUUGCACCGUCCUGUGCUGGUGCGUUGUUCGGUGUGAUGAACACUUGCGGUGCAUUUUCAGGAGUGAUCAUGGUGUAUUUCUCGGGCUAUCUGAUCGAGACCACAGGUUCGUGGGCGUCAGUGUUUGCCCUCAUCACCGUAGUGAACCUCUUGGGUUUAGGAAUGUUCCUAACGUAUGCCGAGGCACGCAGGGUUGACCUCGAAGCUAUGAAGGGACGCUACAUACACAUCUGAGCAAAGAGAAACGGAACAAACCCCCGUUUUUAACGGAUGCCUUCUGCAGACUGGGACGCUACAGAGUUUGCAAGGACAGUCUGCACUGUAAUUUCCAUCCCUUCUGUACUGUCACGACUUCAGCAGGAUCUGGCAGCAUUGGCUCGAUAGGUUCCGACGCCAGCUACACCAGUCUUUCAGUAUUAGUUUUUCUUCUCGAGUGUCUCACGGUUACAAUACGACAAAGUUACUGAAUCUGAGACUAUGAAGAAUGUUGGCUGUAGUUGUGUAGUCUAUUCUAAAGUAAAGUCGUCUACAAAGACUUAAAAUUCUGUUCUGAAAAAAUGUAAAGGUGAAAAAAUGUAAAGACUGCACGUUUUGUUGUGUGGUCCUUUUCUGUAUUUGUUGAGCAACAUGGCUUGACAAAACUCAGGCAUCAUCAUUGUCAUUAUUGUCUAUAUAGGAAUUUUUUAUUUUAAUUUUUUUUAGACCCUUUGUUCCAUUGCUUUUGCUUACCAUUUGCUCUCAUCUUUAUUUAAUUUGAAGACCAAAGAUAAUCAGUUAUUGACAAUUUUUUCCCCACAUUAAUUCAUAUCAUAUUAUUAACACUGUAUGAUUUCCAGUCCUAGACCAUGUUCAACAUUCCCUGUUGCACAUUUCAAGCUUUCAUGUUUUUGUUCAUCGAUCAAGAACCGUAGCCUUUAAAAGCUGCUUUUGCGAGGUAUUUGAUGUUCCUGGCAAAGCUGAGCACUUAAUGAUGUGGGUUGAUGUUUCUAGCAAAGAAGCAGCACUUACAGCACUGUGUGGCCUGAGAGAAACAUCACAGAUGUACUAGUGAUUUUUCUAGUAUUACUUUGGUUCCUCCACAGUGGUGUAAGAGUAGACAGAGUACAGACUAAGUACAGAGCUGAGCAGUGGAUGGUAAAGUGUCUCGGUCAAGGGUUCAACAGUGGGACCUUUCAAUCCCGGCUGUUAGCGCAGAGCCGUCACUUCUCACAGAGCAGAAAGUCUCCCCAGGACAGAACACCGAUCUGAAAGAUCUGUAAGAUCUGUAAUGUAGGAACUGUGAAUGUUGCUUCCUUUAAUAAUGAGAUUAUUCUCUUACCUUUUUUUUUGUUUUAGUUGUUUUUUCUUUAAAAUCGUUUUGACCAAAUUUCUUUUGAAUUCCACUCAAAAGUAUUUAUUACUGUGAUUAGUAGCAGAUCUUCACAUACUGUAGGAUGUCAAGGAUUGUCGAGCGAGCUGCUUUCUAGCCACACGUGUCCGACCAUUUUAACGAAGCUUAACGUGACCUUUUGUUUUAAAAAAUAUCCGACAUAUCCUGACCUCUAGACACCGUCAUUAUUUCAACCAAAUUAUUUUAGUUUGUGUAUUAUUCACUUUAAUACAUAACUCUAUAUAAUAUAGACUACUUUUAUAUGUAUCACUUUUUUUUUCGAAAAAGAAAUCUAAUCAAAGGAAGCUUUCGUGAGAAAGUUUUUGUUUUAGUUUAGCAAUUUUAGCAUAAAAUGUCUGUUGGAGUAGCUUGUUUACUUCUUCAGUUACUCGAGGCCUGUAGAGAGAUUAUGGCAGCACCGUUUUUAUACGUUUUUCUAGAAUGUUUGUUACGUGGGGAAAAAGCACCUUAACAGCAGCUUGGUUAAGUUUUGAUUAGUUUCUCGGUCAGAAAGUCUGACUAAAAUGAAUUAAGUGGAGAACUAGGUGUCGAGCUAGACUGACAUUCAACCUGAAUACGUUUCUGAAAAGCAUCUUUAUUGUUGCACCAUGCCUUAUAUCCACAAAGAAAACGCUUACAAAUGUUUAUUUUUACAAUACUGUUUAUUGUAGCUGUCAAGCUUGUGCACAAAUGUCAUGUUCACAAAGGAGUUCAAAUGCAGUCUGGUUUUGUUGUUUUUCUUAUACAUAGUGGUUUAAUAAUAAUAAUAAUACUAAUAAUAAUAAUAAUAAUAAUACAUCAAACUAUUUCAGCUGGUAACAUUUCAAAAACUUGCUUAUAGUGUAACUGUUUCUGUUAGUGUGUCUCUUUUGCCAAAAGUAUGCUUUGUAAAUGCUUUAUAUUAAACGUCGCCAUUAUGUUUUGAAGUCCACAAUAUUUCAUCAUUCCGAUGUAAACUGAGUAAUUGCAUUGAUCAUGUUUCUAUGGUUUACUUGACUGUCAUAUUCUGUAAAAAUACAAAGGAGCAUCGUGUGACCAGUCAUUUUAUUUUUAAAGUAGAAAGCUAUGAGAAUAUUUGUCAAAUUGUUUAAACAUAAUGACCUUGAAAAGAAGUGUCAGAAAUGCAAUAUGCUUUAGAAAACCUGCUAUUUGUAGACCUUUUGUCCUAAAAAAUAAAAAUAUAUUUUAUCAAG